AUGAAAGCUUCAUUGAAAUUUCGAGAAAAUCAAAAUCCAAUUGUCAAAGCCAAAAUCCCAUUAGGUUUUCCAUUACGGUCUAGUAUUGAAACCAGCACUAAUGAUGUCAAAGACAGAGAUUUAUGUUUGAGUUUCAGUACCUUUUUCCAAUCCGGUCCGGUUCUGAAGCUGUUUUACCGGCCCAAUGAUUCAGACCGGCCUUUCGGGUUGGUUGUGAAAACCGGAGUCGGAUCUUUUGGUUCUCCCAUUGAAGCACCCAUGACCAUGAGUGCGGAGUUUAAUUUUCUAGGUAAUGGAAACCCUAGCUUUUUCAUUCACUUUAAACCUCGAUUGGGUGAUUUUUCAAUCCGGAGAUCGGUCAAUUCGAGGAAAAUCGAAAACGACGACGUACAGAGCAACAAUUUUGUCCCUAAGGAUGAUGAGAAGAAGAGCGGGAAAGUGACCUGGGCUAAUUUGUUUGCGGCGGAGGGAUUAUUGGGUGGGGAAGUACACGCGAGAACGGUGUUUCCGAUAGUGGAUAAAGUGGUGGGGAAGAUAGGAUGGAGUUUGAAGUUUCCGGCGACGGGGAAAAUGCCGUACAUGGCGGUUAGCAAAUUGGCGAUCGAACACGUGUGGAAGGAUAAGGCGAAUUCGCGGGGGAAUGAUGGUGACGUGGCUGAGGCGUGUUUGGCAUUGAAGAAAGAGCUGGUUGAUUUGGAAUCGGAGAAAGAGUCUUUAUGGAAGGAGCUGGAGGAGAUGAAGAUGUCUACCGGCAAGUUUGUGCCGGCCGCCGGUGGUAGAAAGAUGAUGAGAUUGAGAAGAAUCAUAGAGAGAGUGAAAAGUAGAUCAAAAGCUGGUAGAAGUGGAGAGAUUAAGAAGAGUUGUGCAGUUAAUACUGUGUGA
Molecule: messenger RNA, 882 nt
Organism: Solanum verrucosum
Lineage: Eukaryota; Viridiplantae; Streptophyta; Magnoliopsida; Solanales; Solanaceae
Exons: 1
Coding region: 1-882 (293 amino acids)
Source: RefSeq, a predicted model, not a curated record